Molecule: messenger RNA, 3728 nt
Organism: Plasmodium coatneyi
Lineage: Eukaryota; Apicomplexa; Aconoidasida; Haemosporida; Plasmodiidae
Product: 26S proteasome subunit
Exons: 3
Coding region: 1-3642 (1213 amino acids)
Biological process (GO): regulation of protein catabolic process; proteasome-mediated ubiquitin-dependent protein catabolic process
Cellular component (GO): proteasome complex; nucleus; proteasome storage granule
Molecular function (GO): enzyme regulator activity
Source: RefSeq, a predicted model, not a curated record
AUGGAGUUUGAGAAGAACCUGCACCAGAGCGACAUCGUCACGUCGGCCUCGGGUGUCAUAGCGCUGCUGAACGAGGAAGAAGCGAGCUUGAAAAUUUUCGGGUUGGAAAAACUGAAUGCCAUUGUGGAUGUUUACUGGCCCGAGUUAGCAGAUUAUAUUUUUAAAAUAGAAGAACUAUGUGAGGACCAGAAUUUCGUUGGAAGAGAGUUGGCCAAUUUGGUGGCCAGUAAGGUUUAUUUCCAUUUGGAAAAAUACCCUGAAGCGUUGAAGUACGCCCUCUGUGCAGGCAAGCUGUUUAACAUAAACGAAAAAUCGCAAUAUGUCGAAACGAUGCUAGCGAAAUGUAUAGAGAAGUAUGUGGAAAUUCGGGAGAGGGACUAUGAGGGUCAACUCAUAAGCAGCAAUAAACAUAGUGGUACCCACCACAGCACUGUUCAUCAGGGAGAUGGAAGCAACAACGAGGUGAACGAUAGCAAUUACGUCGAUGGAGGUGCAUAUAACGACCACAUGGGUUCGGACAACACAUACAACAGAAGCAACUUCAACCUUUACAAUAACCAAGAAAGUAGUAACGGAAAAGUGGAAGCCGAUAUAGACAUUUUUAAGGAAGACCUAAGUAGCGAAAUUCACCAGAAGAUGGAAUUGUUCGUUGAUGAAAUGUUAGAAAUCUGCAUGCAAAAUAAUAGCGUGAAGGAAGCCUUAGGGGUAGCAUUAGACGCUAGAAGGUUAGAUAAAGUAGAAUAUAUAAUUCUAAACUGUCCUAAUAAGAUAGAAUUGUUACAACACUCCAUUGCAAAUGAAAGACAUAUUAAUACGACUAAAAAGUUCAGAAGUGAUUUCUUCAAAUUGCUAGUUAAAAUAUAUCUUUCCAUGGACCCAGAAGAAUUAAAAAGUGAAUACAUAAAUCUGUGCGAAUGUUUAUUCUACAUAAAUGACUAUAAAAAAGUUGCGGAAAUUUUACUAAGCUUGGUUAACGACUAUCAUCUGAUGGCAUAUCAGAUUUCCUUCGAAUUGGUAGAUUUGGAAAAUAGGACUUUUUUGAAAAAUAUUUUAAAACAGAUUAAGGAAAUUUUGAUACAGAAUAAGUCGUUUUACUAUGGGGAGCAGAGCUACUCAGGGGAGUCGAAGAAGCGGUCCAACCUCCACUUGGGUGGAGACUGUCCUGUGGAUGACGUUGCCAAGGGGGAGGAGGUUCCCAGCACAGUUCCCCAGCAGGAGGAGUCUUCCCCGGGGGAGGUGCAGGACGAGACGGAGAAGAAGAACGCUGAGGACGGGAGCGGUCAGGACGGGGGUGGCAACGGCGGUAACGAACAGGGCGACAGUGCUCCCAACGCGGCUAACGGGGUAAAUGCAGCCAACGGGAUCAACGCCCCGAACGGUAACAACCCCCCCAAUGGGAACAACCUGGUGAACGGCGAGGAGGAGAAGCAGAGGCUGUCAGAUGACAUCCUCAUGUAUAUAAGCGAAAACCACAAGCUCUACGAUAAAGUCAAAAAGCUGGUGUACAUAUUGACGGGGAAAGUUACCAUAAAUUUAUACAUGGAAUUUCUGCACCGAAAUAACCAUUCCGAUCUAAUUCUGUUGGAUAGUUACAAAAAUGUAGUCGAUUCUAGAAGUAGCAUCACUCACCAUGGGAUAGUGAUAGCACACGGGUUAAUGCAGACAGGCACCACGUGUGACGUGUUCCUGCGUUCCAACAUUGAGUGGUUAUCGAAGGCGAUAAAUUGGGCGAAAUUCUCCUCCACAGCGUCUCUCGGUGUGGUCUACAAAGGACAUGUGAACGAAUCAUUUAUCGUCCUCUCAUCACAUCUACCAUGUAAUGACGUGACGAGACAAAUUACAAAUAACAUGAACGUAGGCAUAUCCCCCAGUGGAGUGUACUCAGAGGGAGGAUCCCUAUAUGCCCUUGGGUUGAUACAUGCCAAUUAUAACACCAACGAUAAGAAGGUGAAAAACUUUCUACUAGCUCAGUUAAAGUUAAAUGUAAACGAUGAGGUGUUACAACAUGGUUGCUGUCUAGGGUUAGGGUUAGUGUGUAUGGGGGAAAAUGACGACGAACAAGUGUAUGAUGAGUUAAAGGGGGUCAUGUAUUCAGACUCAGCCGUAGCAGGGGAAAGUGCAGCAUAUGCAAUUGGCUUGCUAAAACUUGGAAGUGGUGAUGAGAAAUGUGUAGACGAAUUGCUAGCCUAUGCACAUGACACACAACAUGAAAAAAUAACACGCGCCUGUAGUAUCAGUUUAGGAUUUGUCAUGUUCCAAAAGGAAAAAGGGGCAGACGCUUUAAUUGAAGAGUUAAUUAACGAUAAGGAUGCCAUUAUACGGUACGGAGGGAUGUUUACCAUUGCUAUGGCGUACUGUGGUUUAUCUAGCUAUAAUAAACACAUAAUAAAAAGGCUACUUCAUUUCUCGGUGUCAGAUGUAAGUGACGAUGUUAGGAGAGCAGCUGUUAUAGCGUUAGGAUUUGUACUAUGUAAUAGUCCUUCGCAAGUGCCUAUGUUUUUAAAUCUCCUAAUUGAGAGUUAUAACCCACAUGUUCGUUACGGGGCCGCACUAGCAUUAGGUAUUGCUUGCGCUGCCUCAGGAAAUGAAGAAGCCAUUAACAUGCUUAUGCCAUUGCUAACGGAUACAACUGAUUUUGUCAGACAAAGUGCUUUCAUAUCGUUAGGACUAAUUUUCCAACAAUCGAAUGAACACGUAAAUCCAAAUUUUAAAAAAUUUAAAGACGAAAUUAUGCGCAUUUUAUCGGAUAAACAUGAAGAUAUUAUUGCGAAAUUUGGUGCAAUUGUAGGUGCUGGGUUGUUAGACAUAUGUGGAAGAAAUGCCAUUUCGACUUUCUUCACAAGAAGAGCAAAUAUUAUUAGACCACAGGCAGCUGUUGGUUUUUGCUUAUUUAGCCAACUGUGGUAUUGGUUUCCACUGAUCCACAUGAUUAGCUUGACUUUCCUUCCGACGUGCUUAAUUGGAUUAACGGAAGAUUUGAAGGUUCCCAAGAAUUUCUCUGUCCUGUCCACAUGCAAAAAUCAGACCUUUGAUUACCCCUCCUUUUUAAGCAAAGAAAAAACACAAGAGAAGAAGGAAACCGUCACGGCGGUUUUGUCCACCACUGCGAAAAGGAAAACACUAAAAUUGAAAAAGCAGAAAAGUGAGAACAAAUUGGCCAAGGAGAAAACUGCCCAGGAUGACAACAGCUCCGUUUUAUCAGAUGGAAAGUCCAUGAAGAACUUGGAGGUCCUGAGCACAGCUGCUACGGUGGGGCAAUCCAGUCACGUCUCCCAUGCGGAAAGCGUCGAGGGCAGUGCCAAUGACGAGACCACGAAUGAACAGGCCAACGAGACUAGCAACCUUUCCAACUUGCAGAAAAUGAAGAAGGCCGACACGAAGGGGAAGGUUUCCGCCAUCCAGUCCACCAACAACACGGUGGACAUGAAAAACCCUUGCAGAGUCAUCAAAAUGCAGGAAAAAUUCAUCGAAUAUCAGGCCAACAGCAGAUUUAAGCCCAUCCUUCCCUCGCGAAAAUCGGGCUUCAUCAUGCUUGUGGACACGACACCUUCGGAGCCAGCCGACUUCAUCGAAAUAAAUCUCGAGAAUACAGCGAAGGAGGCCCCCCCCUUUGAGCCCUUCGCGUGGAAAGAUGAAAAUUGAUUUACCCUGGCGUAGCGCACUUCGACGGGGGGGACUUAUAUUGGAUGCCCUUCCCCUUGGGGCACUUCCUCACGGCGUAAUUUAAC